CUACCUUCAAAGUUUUGGCCUUCCUCUUGGGAUUCUUUUCUUGUCAAAUGUCUCUUCAGCAAAGCUCCAUGUCCAAACCCCUCCUUAAACCCACUCCAAUGGCAAAGGCGUCGCCUUUCCUCGCCCUUCCGGCCUUUCUACCUCUGUUAAGCCUCCUCCCUCUUCUCUCCGCCCGCAACGCCUUCUCUGGCGUCGUCGCCGCUGAUGCCGACCGGUUCUUCGGGGACCUGCUCCGCAGUUACGGCCUCCCCGCCGGCCUGCUCCCCAAGGCCAUCGAUUCCUUCACCCUGGACCCUACCUCCGGCCUCCUCGAGGUCCGGCUACGCCACCCCUGCUACGCUCGCUUCGACGGCGGCGGCCUCGCCUACUUCGACAGAGUCGUCAGCGGCAACCUCAGCUACGGCGCGCUCGGCGGCGUCGUCGGGUGGUCGCAGGAGGAGCUCUUCCUGUGGCUCCCGGUGAAAGCUAUUCUCAUAGACGAUCCCGCGUCGGGCGUUAUCCUAUUCGACAUCGGCCUGGCACACAAGCAGCUUUCCGCGUCGGUCUUCGAGGAGCCGCCGGACUGCCAACCGGACGCCGAGGCGAUCAAAAUGGCCGGAGAAGAGCUCCAUGGCAGGAGAAGAGAUGGAUUCCAGCAGCGUCGGUAAUAAUUAGAACCCCUACAACUCCACAAUCUUGUCAGCAUACUUGUCCUUCCACUGCAAUCUUUCAUGUGCCGUUGUUGGAAUAGCAGCAUUUAAUGUGGUCUCCUUCCCCUUCCUCUCCUCCUUUCCACCUAUCCAUCCCCACCAUUAUUAAUUCGAUGAUUUUGAGAGAAUGGAAGAAGAAAUAAGAAGGGAAAAUGAUGGGCACCGGUGAAUUUUUCACAUCUUGACUUGGCCAUUUUAUGUAUGAUAGUGCACAAAGAAAUUUAAAGUUAUUAAUAAUCAGCAUCGCUUUUGCCGUUUGGUUGAUUGUA
Molecule: messenger RNA, 958 nt
Organism: Zingiber officinale
Lineage: Eukaryota; Viridiplantae; Streptophyta; Magnoliopsida; Zingiberales; Zingiberaceae
Exons: 2
Coding region: 48-647 (199 amino acids)
Source: RefSeq, a predicted model, not a curated record